Messenger RNA from Ustilaginoidea virens, 4503 nucleotides. RefSeq lists its product as uncharacterized. The record is from RefSeq and is a predicted model, not a curated record. The transcript has 3 exons. Gene Ontology annotation, biological process: DNA repair; mitotic sister chromatid cohesion. Gene Ontology annotation, cellular component: chromatin; nucleus. Lineage: Eukaryota; Fungi; Ascomycota; Sordariomycetes; Hypocreales; Clavicipitaceae. Bases 1 to 4503 code for a protein of 1500 amino acids.
AUGCCGCGUCGGCGCACCAGGGCCAGCGAGCCUGAGCCCGAGCCCGUCAAAGAGGAUGCCCGCGCCCAAGAGUCCGAGCCAGAAACCUUGCCCGAGUCGGAUCCCCAAGUCGGGAGACAGGAGGAGCCCGAGCCUGAGCCUGAGCCCGAGCCUGAGCCUGAAAAUGGGGCCGGGGAGCAACGGGCCCUCGAGUUUGAUGAAGAGUUGUCAUGGCGGCCUGCCAAGCCCAUACCUAGUGCAACCUUGCUCGAUCGUUUGGAGAGGCUAUCUAAGGAGCUGGCCGACUUCGAUCAAGGAGAAGUGCAACUUGAUUCUCUGAAGAAAGUUGCCUCAGACCUGGCGCAUCGCAACCUUUUGCAGCACAAAGACCGUGGUGUAAAGGCAUACGCGGCGUGCUGCCUGGUGGACAUUCUACGCUUGUUUGUGCCAGAUGCGCCUUUUACAGAUGAUCAACUAAAGAUGAUGUUCACAUUAUUCAUAAAAGACAUCUUACCAGCCCUCUUCGAUCCUACAAACCCUUACAACAGCCAGCAUAAAUAUGUGCUCAUGUCCUUGUCCGAUGUCAAAAGUAUACUCCUAAUCUCGGAAAUUCACGGCGCCGAUGAUCUCUUGUUGCGCCUCUUCAAUUCAACUUUCGAUGGCGUUUCUACCAGCUCUAGAGCCUCCAGCGAGGAGCAAGUGGCGAAGGACGUUGAAAUUGGACUUACGGAGAUGCUGAUGGAGGUUGUUGACGAAUCUCCUGGCAGCAUGCCUGCGACCGUCAUCGACGCCAUCAUCAGCCAGUUCCUUAGAGCUGCGCCUCCGGGAGGGGCCCGUAACAAGGAGCAAAAUGGCAAGCAAGCAACACUGCUGCUUAAAACCGAACCGGCAGCCUAUGUCAUGGCCAAAAACAUUUGCAAUGGAUGCGCCGACAAGAUGUCCCGAUAUGUCAGUCAGUACUUCAGCGACGUCAUUCUCCACGCCUCCAGAUUUGCCACCAAGAGCAAUGGCUUUCGACAAGCCGAUGAAACAGACGAAGAAGACAACCCUUCUGGCCCAUCAGAGGCAGACUUGAAGAGCCUUCGCCAGGCUCACAUGCUAAUCAGAGAGCUGUGGCGUGCUGCUCCGGACAUUCUACAGAAUGUCGUACCCCAACUCGAUGCGGAGCUAUCUGCCGACAAUGUUCAUUUACGACUGAUCGCCACCGAGGCGUUUGGCGACAUGAUCUCUGGUAUCGGGGCUGCAGGUCCGCCUCCACCUCCUGCGCUCGACCCGGCAGCGUACCCUCCUCUCCGCUUGAUCGACGAUGCCAUGGGUACUCCGCCCGUCGUCGAAACCGAGACAAUCGCUCUUACACGGCCGUAUUCGCCCCAAUCGUUUGCACAAACCCACCACGCCACGUACCGAAACUUUGUCGGUCGAAAGAACGACAAAACCGGUACUAUCCGCGCUGCGUGGGUGACUGCUGUUGGCUACAUCCUUUCUACAUCUGCAGGCGGCAUCGGCCUGAGCCGGGAGGACGAGACCGAAUUAGUCAAGGGCCUAGUCGACAAACUCAACGACAGCGAAGAAAAGGUUCGUCUGGCUGCUGUCAAGGCCAUCGAACUGUUCAACUUUCGUGACGCAAUCUUGAAGCUUGGUAUCACGGGUGGGGUUGGCAAAGAAGGAUCUGUCUUCGCCAGCCUGGCCGAUAGAUGCCGCGACCGGAAACCGGCUGUGCGUGUCGAUGCCAUGGUAUUGCUGGGAAAACUAUGGGCUGUUGGUGCCGGAGAGAUUGCCGAUGGUCAAGAAGCAGUGACGGCAUGUCUGUCUGGCGUGCCCUCUCGCAUCGUUAAUGCAUUCUACGCCAAUGAUUCGGAUCUGAACGUCCUUCUUGAUCGUGUCAUGUUCGAAUGCCUUGUGCCCCUCAAAUAUCCUCUCACCAAGGGCAAGGGCUCCAAGAACGCUGCCGCUUCGCAGGGAAAAGGGGGCCUCAGUGCUGGUGACCAGGACAGGCUACGAGCGGAAAGAAUUCUUCUCAUUUUGAAAGAUUUGGAUGCCCACGCCCAAAAGGCGUUCUUUGCUAUGCAAUCCCGACAGCCACAAUUCGCCAAGGUUGUUGCCAUGUUUAUACAGCAAUGUGAAGCUUAUAAUGGUGGAGUCAUCGACGCAAGCGAAGACAAGGUCAAGUCAAGCCUCGCCAAGACGCUUCAGUGGCUCGGCGGUUUCUUCCCAGACCCAUUGAAGGUCCGCAGCGAUCUACAAAAGUUUGCAAAACUAAACGACCGUCGAAGCUAUCAGCUGGUCAAGUACGCCAUUGAGUCUGAGAGCGACUUCAGAACUGUCAGGAGGGCAAUCAAUGAGCUCAUCACCAAAAUCCAAGCGACCUCGGCAUCCGUAUGCCUUGACACGUUGAUUCCCUUACUGUACAGGUCAAGUUGCCUAAUGUUCAACCGAAGCCAUCUUGCAACCAUCAUGGACUAUUCGAAGAGCGACAAGGAUGGGUUCGCGGCAGUUGCUCACCAAGUCUUGAACGACAUUUCUCAGCGGAACCCGGAUUUUUUCAAAGGACAUGCCGAAGAAUUGCGGCGAGACAUCAUUGAGCAAGCACCGACCGAUAAAAAAGUCAACGAUCCGGCCGUGGUGGACAUCCUCAAGGCUUACUCGUCUUAUGCGAAGAAGUAUCCUCAGAACGUCACUUGUGACCGUAGUUUCACGCAAAUCUUGACAAGCUACGCCCAGUACGCGUCCCCCCCGCGAUCCGCAAAGUAUGCCGUGAAUAUCCUGCUGGCGAAGAACGAUGAUAAGAGCAAAGCCACGGCCACGAAUCUGCUGCGAAGUGUCAUCAAGGGCUUGGACUACCAGUCGCCUCACUUUCUGACGAAGCUGGCAACAAUCUCUCAGCUGGAACGGCUCAUGCCAUCCGUAACGGCCGAUUCGGAUGAGGCUAUCCAUGACUUGACAAUCAAGGAGAUAUUGCGUCAAGUACGGACAGACGCGAGUCCCACUGACCCCUCGUGGGUCGAUGACACCGAUGUUGAUAAGGAGCUUCAGGCCAAGUCUCUGUCACUCAAGAUCCUCGUGAAUCAGGCUAUUGCUACCGAGCACGAAGCCGAUGCCGAGGAUCGCGCCAAGGCCGUGUUCAAGCUUCUAAAAACCUUUGUUGUGAUGGAGGGAGAGUUCUGCAAGACAAAAGACACCCCCUUGCAUCAUAAAAAGCGUCUUCGCCUCCUAGCAGGCCUUUUGAUGCUGAAGCUAUGCAAAGUAAAGAAGUAUGACGAGCUGUUGGAGCACUCGAGCUUCAACAAGCUCGCAGAGCUGGUCCAGGACAGUGAACUGCAGGUCCGUAAGCGUUUCAUGGAGAAGCUGCAAAACUAUCUGACAAGGGGAGAGCUCCGGCCACGGUUCUACACAAUCCUAUUUCUGGUCGCCUUUGAACCUGCCAUCGACCUGAAGAACAGGGUGGAGACAUGGCUACGAUCAAGGGCACGAUUCCACGCGGAAAGAAAGCAGCAGGUGCUUGAGGCCCUCCUAGGUCGACUGAUACCAUUGCUGGCGCAUCACCCAGACUACAGCUCCGACAUUGACGAUUUGGUUGAUUUUGCCAACUAUUUCCUCUUUUAUCUGGGCGCCAUCGCGACCGAGGAUAACAUUUCGUUGAUAUACAAGUACGCAGAACGAGUCAAGCAGACGCGUGACGGCAUCAACCCGGAAGCUAGCGAAAACUUGUACGUGCUGAGUGAUUUGGCCUCGACUGUCAUUCGCAAGUAUCAGGAACGGAGGAACUGGGCUUUCCAAGCCUGGCCAGGCAAAGUAGGCCUCCCAACGGGCUUGUAUUCUGCGCUGCCAUCUAGCGAGGCGGCACAGCAAAUUGCCAAGAAACUCUACAUACCGGACGAGAUUGACGAGCGGCUGGAUGAUGUGUUGCGGGCGUUGGACCGUAAAAAAAAGCGCAAGUCAAUGAAUGACGUUGCCGACCACCACCCUGCAAAGCGAGCAAGGACGCAGAUCAAGGCUGUGAUCAGGGAGAAGAAGACCAAGGUUACGAAGUCAUCGUCCAAGAAGAGUGCCAAACCGAAGAAAGCGGCAAAGCCUAAAAAGGAGAAAGAAGUUGUAUCCAUUGCUCCUUCCGAGCGCCGUCGCAGCAGCCGCACGCACAAAGUCUCAGACUAUAGGGAACGAGACGACGCCGAUGACGAGGAAGAAAUGCUUGACGGGGUAGCAGAGUGGGACUACGGCGAUUACGAGUCGGACGAAGGAGAGAGCGGAAGCGGCGACGAUGGCUCGGGGCAGUCAGCGGACGCGGUGUCCGUCGACGAGGAUGCGGAGAAGGUGGGCUACAGCAGGGAAGAAGAGGACGAUGCCAGUGCCGACGAGGCCGCACGCGGAACCAAGCGGAAUGGCAGUUCGAGGGUACCAGCGACGGCCAAGGCCAAAGGUGUCCAAGCGAAAAUUGUAGCCAAAUCUGAUCGACCAACCAGAGCAUCCAGGACUCGCGCAGCACGAGCCUCCAGCGAUGGGCCGGAGAUGGAUGUCGAUGAUUGA